This is a messenger RNA of Choloepus didactylus (southern two-toed sloth), 5718 nucleotides long. Its product is annotated as aldehyde oxidase-like. Gene Ontology annotation, biological process: protein import into nucleus. Gene Ontology annotation, molecular function: iron ion binding; protein binding; oxidoreductase activity. Lineage: Eukaryota; Metazoa; Chordata; Mammalia; Pilosa; Megalonychidae. The record is from RefSeq and is a predicted model, not a curated record.
AUGAAGAAGGCUGAGCGAGAAGCUUGGUACACACUCUCUCAAUUUGUCUGCACAACUUUAUUUUUCCUUCUGGCGAAGUUGAUAGAAAGGAAUGCUGAUCCUGAACUGAUGCUGUUACCAUAUCUGAGGAAAAAGUUCCGACUCACAGAAACUAAGUAUGGCUGUGGAUGAGGAGGCUGUGGUGCCUGUACAGUGAUGAUAUCACGAUAUAACCCCAUCACCAAGAAGGUAAGAUACUUACAUUAUCCAGCCAAUGCCUGUCUGCUCCCCAUCUGCUCUCUGUACGGUGCUGCCGUCACCACAGUCGAAGGCAUAGGGAGCACCCAAACCAGGAUUCGUCCUGUUCAGGAGAGGAUUGCCAAGUGUCACAGCACCCAGUGUGGAUUCUGCACCCCCAGGAUGGUGAUGUCCAUAUACACACUGCUGAGGAACCACUCGGAGCCCUCUCUGGAUCAGUUAACUGAUACCCUUGGUGGUAACCUGUGUCAUUGCACUGGAUACAGGCCCAUAGUAGAUGCAUGUAAGACUUUCUGUAAAACUACUGGCUGCUGUCAAAGUAAAGAAAAUGGGAUUUACUGUUUGGAUCAAGGAAUAAAUGGAUUACCAGGAUUCGAGGAAGAAGAUAAGACAAGUGCAAAACUCUUCUCAGAAGAGGAGUUUCUGCCAUUGGACCCAACCCAGGAAUUGAUAUUUCCUCCAGAGCUAAUGAUGAUGGCUGGGAAACAACCACAGAGGACCAGGGUUUUUGGUGGAGAUAGAAUGAAAUGGAUUUCUCCAGUGAGCCUGAAGGAACUUCUAGAAGCUAAAGUCAAGUAUCCCCAGGCUCCUGUUGUCCUGGGGAACACCUCUGUGGGACCUGAAGUGAAAUUUAAAGGUGUCUUUCACCCAGUUAUUAUUUCUCCUGAUAGAACUGAAGAACGUUGUGUUGUGAACCAUACAUGUAAUGGGCUGACCAUAGGUGCCAGCCUCAGCCUGGCUCAGGUGAAGGACAUCCUGGCUGAUGUGAUCCUGAAGCUCCCAGAAGAGAAGACACAGACACACCGUGCUCUCUUGAAGCAUCUGGGAACUCUGGCCGGGUCACAGAUCAGAAGCAUGGCUUCUUUAGGUGGCCACAUCAUGAGCAGACACCUAGAUUCAGACCUGAACCCUCUCCUGGCUGUGGGCAAUUGUACCCUCAACUUGCUUUCCAAAGGAGAACGGCAGAUUCCUUUAAAUGAGCAGUUUCUCAGAAAGAGCCCCAAAGCAGACCUUAAGCCUGAAGAAAUCCUGAUCUCAGUGAACAUCCCCUACUCGAGGAAGUGGGAAUUUGUGUCAGCCUUCUGACAAGCCCAGCGGCAACAGAAUGCACUAGCAAUAGUCAAUUCUGGAAUGAGAGUCUUCUUUGGAGAAGGGGAAGGCAUCAUUAGAGAGUUUUCCAUCUGCUAUGGAGGUGUUGGUCCAACCAUCAUCUGUGCAAAAAAUUCCUGCCAGAAACUCGUCGGAAGGCCCUGGAAUGAAGAGAUGCUGGAUGCAGCCUGCAGGCUGGUUCUGGACGAAGUCUCCCUCCCAGGCCCGGCUCCAGGUGGGAGGGUGGAAUUCAAGAGGAUUCUCAUCGUCAGCUUCCUCUUCAAGUUUUACCUGGAAGUGUCACAGAUUUUGAAGAAGAUGGACCCUCUUCACUAUCCUAGCCUUGCAGAUAACUAUGAAAGUGCUUUAGAAGAUAUCCAUUCCAAGCAUUACUGGAGUAUAUUCAAGUACCAGGAUGCAGACCCCAGGCAGCUUCCUCAAGAUCCAGUUGGCCACCCCAUCAUGCAUCUGUCUGGUAUUAACCAUGCCACAGGUGAAUCCAUCUACUGUGAUGACAUGCCUGCCGUGGACCAGGAGCUCUUCUUGAUUUUUAUAACAAAUUCAAGAGCUCAUGCUCAGAUUGUGUCUAUUGAUCUGUCAGAAGCGCUCAGCCUGCCGGGUGUAGUGGACAUUAAAACCGGGGAACAACUUGAUGGCAUAACCGUCUUAAGCUAUAUAGGCGAACCUGAGACACUUCUUGCGACAGAUGAGAUGUUUUGUGUGGGUCACCUUGUCUGUGCCGUGAUUGCAGAGUCUGAGGUUCAGGCAAAGAGAGCUGCUAAGAGAGUGAAGAUUGUCUACCAGGAUUUGGAACCACUGAUCCUAACAAUCGAGGUAAUGAGUUUGAUGGUGGUGCCAAUAUGUGGGCAAGAAGAGCAGAUUAUCACUGACUCGCCGCCGCCGCCGCCGCAGGAGGAGCCGCUGCCGGAGCUGCGCGCAGCCAUGGCCGAGAACCCCGGCUUGGAGAACCACCGCAUCAAGAGCUUCAAGAACAAGGGCCGCGAUGUGGAGACAAUGCGAAGACACAGAAAUGAAGUGACAGUUGAACUGCGAAAGAACAAACGAGAUGAGCACUUACUGAAAAAGAGAAAUGUUCCCCAAGAAGAAAGUUUAGAAGAUUCAGAUGUUGAUGCUGACUUUAAAGCACAAAAUGUAACACUAGAAGCUAUAUUGCAGAAUGCUACAAGCGAUAACCCAGUGGUCCAGUUGAGUGCUGUCCAGGCCGCAAGAAAACUAUUAUCCAGUGACAGAAACCCACCAAUUGAUGACCUAAUAAAAUCUGGGAUUUUACCAAUUCUAGUCAAAUGUCUAGAAAGGGAUGAUAAUCCUUCAUUACAGUUUGAAGCUGCUUGGGCGCUAACUAAUAUAGCAUCAGGAACUUCUGCACAGACACAAGCUGUUGUACAGUCUAAUGCAGUACCUCUUUUUCUGAGACUUCUCCAUUCACCACAUCAGAAUGUUUGUGAACAAGCAGUAUGGGCUUUGGGAAACAUCAUAGGUGAUGGUCCUCAAUGUAGAGAUUAUGUCAUAUCACUGGGAGUUGUCAAACCUCUUCUGUCCUUCAUCAAUCCUUCCAUUCCCAUCACCUUCCUUCGGAACGUCACAUGGGUCAUUGUCAAUCUCUGCAGGAAUAAGGACCCCCCACCGCCUAUGGAGACAGUUCAGGAGAUUUUGCCAGCAUUAUGUGUCCUCAUAUACCAUACAGACAUAAAUAUCCUUGUAGACACUGUUUGGGCUCUGUCGUAUCUGACAGAUGGAGGUAAUGAGCAGAUUCAGAUGGUGAUUGAUUCAGGGGUUGUGCCGUUUCUUGUGCCCCUUCUGAGCCACCAGGAAGUGAAAGUUCAAACAGCAGCACUCAGGGCAGUUGGCAACAUAGUGACCGGCACGGAUGAGCAGACCCAGGCCGUUCUCAACUGCGAUGUCCUGUCCCACUUCCCAAAUCUCCUGUCACACCCAAAAGAGAAGAUAAAUAAGGAAGCAGUCUGGUUCCUUUCUAACAUAACAGCAGGCAACCAGCAACAAGUUCAAGCUGUAAUUGAUGCUGGAUUAAUCCCUAUGAUUAUUCAUCAGCUUGCUAAGGGGGACUUUGGAACACAGAAAGAAGCUGCUUGGGCAAUUAGCAACUUAACAAUAAGUGGCAGAAAAGAUCAGGUUGAGUACCUUGUACAGCAGAAUGUAAUACCACCAUUCUGUAAUUUACUCUCAGUAAAAGAUUCUCAAGUUGUUCAGGUGGUUCUAGAUGGUCUGAAAAACAUUCUGAUAAUGGCUGGUGAUGAAGCAAGCACAAUAGCUGAAAUAAUAGAAGAGUGUGGAGGUUUGGAAAAAAUUGAAGUUUUACAGCAGCAUGAAAAUGAAGACAUAUAUAAAUUAGCAUUUGAAAUCAUAGAUCAGUAUUUCUCUGGUGAUGAUAUCGAUGAAGAUCCUAGCCUCAUUCCUGAAGCAACACAAGGAGAUUUUGAGUUAAAGCUUCAUAUGCCUGCUGCCCCAGCAGAACCACUAUCGGUGGAAUUCCUGUACAGUGGGAGAAAAGCCUCAGGGUGCUACCUGUUCCAUCUGUUUGCCUCCUUGACUCUGGUGAAUUUUGCUUUAACAGGUGAGAUACAUAUGGGAGGUCAAGAACACUUUUAUAUGGAAACCCAAAGCAUGCUUGCAGUUCCCAAAGGAGAAGAUCAAGAAAUGGAUCUCUACGUGUCCACAUAGUUUCCUAAAUACAUACAGCAAGUAGCUGCCUUGACCUUGAAGAUCCCGGCUAACAAGAUCAUGUGCCACAUGAGGCGAAUCGGUGGGGCCUUUGGGGGGAAGGUCACCAUAACCGGCAUCAUGGCAGCUGUCACUGCAUUUGCUGCUCACAAACAGGGCCAUGCAGUCUGCUGCAUUCUGGAACGAGGAGAAGACAUGUUAAUAACUGCAGGCAACCACCCUUACCUUGGAAAGUACAAAGUUGGAUUCAUGAACGAUGGCAAAGUCCUGGCCCUGGAUGUGGAGCAUUAUAGCAAUGGAAGCUCCUCCCUGGAUGAGUCAGUGCUGGUGUUAGAAAUGGGAGUUCUGAAAACAAAUAAUGCUCACAAGUUUCCCAACCUGCACUGCUGGGCCCGGGUGUGCAGAACCAACCUUCCAUCCAACACGGGUUUUCGUGGGUUUGGCUUUCCUCAGGCCGGACUGAUCACCGAAUCCUGUAUCACAGAAGUUGCAGCCAAAUGUGGUUUGUCCCCUGAAAAGGUCUGAACCAUAAACAUGUUCAACGAAAUUGAUCAAACACCCUACAAACAAGAGAUUAAUAACAAGAGCCUGAUCCAGUGUUGGAGAGAAUGUUUGGCCAUGUCUUCCUAUUCCCUGAGGAAAGAGGCUGUGGAAAAAUUCAAUGCAGAAAAUUACUGGAAAAAGAAAGGGCUGGCCAUAGUCCCCCUGAAAUAUCCUGUGGGCCUUGGCUCAGUUCCUUCUAGCCAGGCUGCUGCCCUGGUUCAUAUUUAUCUAGAUGGUUCUGUGCUGGUGGCUCAUGGUGGAAUUGAUUACACUAAAAUGAUUCAGGUGGUCAGCCAUGAGUUAAGGAUGCCAAUGUCAAAUGUUUACCUGCGUGGGACCAGCACAGAAACAGUCCCUCAUGCAAAUGCCUGUGGAGCGUUGGUGGUGGCAGAUAUCAGCGGGAUGGCAGUGAAGGAUGCUUGUCAAACUCUUCUAAAAUGCCUUGAACCCAUCAUCAGCAAGAAUCCUCAAGGCACUUGGAAGGUUUGGAUGAGAAUGUGUUACUCUGCAGAGGCUGCUUUUACAGAAAGUAUUAGUCUGUCAGCUACUGGAUACUUCAGGGGUUAUGAGGCUAACAUGGACUGGGAGAAGGGCGAAGGUCAUCCCUUCGAAUACUUUGUUUUUGGAGCUGCCUGUUCCGAGGUUGAAAUAGACUGCCUGACAGGUGAUCAUAAGAACAUCAGAACAGACAUUGUCAUGGAUAUUGGCUGCAGUAUAAAUCCAGCCCUUGACACUGGCCAGAUUGAAGGUGCAUUUCAAGGCAUGGGACUUUAUACGAUAGAGGAACUGAAUUAUUCUCCUCAGGGUGUCCUGUACACUCGUGGUCCAAACCAAUAUAAAAUCCUAGCCAUCUGUGACGUCCCCACAGAGUUGCAUGUUUCUUUGUUGCCUCCGUCUCAAAACCCAAAUGCCCUAUAUUUGUCUAAGGGUCUGGGAGAGUCUGGGGUGUUCCUGGGUUGCUCUGUAUUUUUUGCAAUCCACGACGCAGUGAGGGCAGCACGGCAGGAGAGAGGCCUUUUUGGUCCGUUGAAGCUCAAUAGUCCUCUGACCCCAGAGAAGAUCAGAAUGGCCUGUGAAGACAAGUUCACAAAAAUGAAUGGAUUCAGACACUAUAUAAGGAGUUUGUGGGAUCCCCCCCAAAAUAGAUAA